Molecule: messenger RNA, 2688 nt
Organism: Aquila chrysaetos chrysaetos
Lineage: Eukaryota; Metazoa; Chordata; Aves; Accipitriformes; Accipitridae
Gene: PSIP1
Product: PC4 and SFRS1 interacting protein 1
Exons: 17
Coding region: 238-1986 (582 amino acids)
Biological process (GO): regulation of transcription by RNA polymerase II
Cellular component (GO): nucleus
Molecular function (GO): transcription coregulator activity; double-stranded DNA binding
Source: RefSeq, a predicted model, not a curated record
CCCCGACACCCCCCAGCUCCUCCGCCGCCCGGUUGCGGCGUGCCGGUUGGUGCCGCCCCGCCUGGUGGGAGGAGGGAACGCGGCUGUGUCUCCCGCGGCGGCGGCGGCUGCUGCUGCUGCAGGCGGAGCGGGACCUCGGGCGGCUGGCAGCGCCUCGGUGGUGGGGGCUGGAGGUGCAGACCCCUCCCCUCGGCCCAGUUCGCCUGGCGGCAACAGGCGUCACGUCGGUGAGAAAACAUGAGCCGAGAUUUCAAACCCGGAGACUUGAUCUUUGCCAAGAUGAAAGGUUAUCCCCAUUGGCCGGCCAGGGUGGACGAAGUUCCUGAUGGAGCAGUAAAGCCUCCUACGAAUAAAAUGCCUAUUUUCUUUUUUGGCACCCAUGAGACGGCGUUUUUGGGACCAAAGGACAUAUUCCCUUACUCUGAAAAUAAAGAUAAAUAUGGCAAACCAAAUAAAAGAAAGGGUUUUAAUGAAGGGUUGUGGGAAAUUGACAACAAUCCCAAAGUGAAGUUCUCUCAGCAGCAGUCCCAUCCAGCCGUUAACACUCCUAUCAAAGAAACUGUUCAAGAAGGCAGUCAGGAGCCUGCUGAGGGGAGUGAAGAAAAAGCAGGAGCCAAAAGAAGAAAGUCUUCUGUCCCAAAAUUAUCCCCUAAAGGGGAUAAUAGCUCAACUGCAGAAACUGAAACAGAAGAAAAGGAGAUGGAUACUUCAAAGGAAGAUGAUCUACCUUCUGAAAGUAAAGAAGAUGUGGUGAAAAGAAAUGAUGCUUCUAUUGCUAAAGUUGCUAGAAGAGGAAGAAAAAGGAAGGCUGAAAAACAAGCUGAAGCUGAGGAAGCAGCAGCAGUGGCAACGGCAGCAGUGGCAGCGGCAGCAGUGGCGACAGCAGCUGCAGCUCCUGUGCCAGUGUCUCCAAAAGUGAGCCCCAAAAGAGGAAGACCAGCAGCUUCUGAAGUAAAGGUUCCAAAACCAAGAGGGAGACCCAAGUUGGUGAAACCACCUUGCCUUUCAGAGAGUGACUUUGUUAAUGAGGAGGAGAAGGCAAAGAAAAAAGGACCAGAAGAAAAGCCCAAAAAGCAAGGCAAAAAAGAUGAGGAAAGUCAGAAGGAAGAGGAGAAAUCAAAGAAGGAAUUUGACAAAAAGGAAGGAAAGAAAGAGGCUGAACCAAAAAGGAAAAAUGCUGCAAAAGUGGGUUCUGCAUCAGCUACUGAUUCUGAAGAUGAUGGAGAACAAGAAGAAGGUGACAAGCAGAAGAAAAAAGGGGGAAGAAGCUUUCAGGCAGCUCAUAGAAGAAGCAUUGUAAGAGGCCAACAUGAGAGAGAAGUAACAGAAAGAAAGCGUAAGCAAGAGGAACAGACAGAAUCUGAAUCGCAGAGUAAAGAAGAAGGCAAGAAAACAGAAGUUAAGAAGAUGGAGAAGAAGAGAGAAACAUCAAUGGAUUCUAGGCUUCAAAGGAUACAUGCAGAAAUUAAGAACUCCCUGAAAAUUGAUCAUCUUGAUGUGAACAGGUGUAUUGAGGCUCUCGAUGAGCUUGCAUCCCUUCAAGUCACAAUGCAACAAGCUCAGAAACAUACAGAGAUGAUUCUGACUCUAAAGAAGAUACGGAAAUUCAAAGUUAGCCAAGUUAUCAUGGAGAAAUCUACCAUGCUAUAUAACAAGUUCAAGACCAUGUUUCUGGUUGGGGAAGGAGAUUCUGUUCUUUCCCAAGUACUAAAUAAAUCACUUGCUGAGCAGAAGCAGCAUGAGGAAGCCAGCAAAACCAAAGAACAGUGGAAGAAAGGAGCAAACAAAAAAAUGGAAAAGGACCAAACAGGUUCAAAGGUUCUCAAUGGAGGGUCUGAAGCUCAAGAUACCAACCAGUCACAACACAACGGAGAGAACACAGAGGAAAAGAAAGAUAGGCAUGAAGCUGGCAGUAAGAAAAAGACAUGUGGUGAAGAGAGAGAGCUUGAAAAGCCAGCAAAAGAUUCUGCCUUUGAAAGCAAAUGACAUCACUGGAGUCUUUUUCUAAAAUACAAAAUAAAGGGGAUUGUUAAGUUUUGCAUUUCAAAUCUAUAGACUGCUGAAAGUUUAAAAUAAUUUUAUAAGCAUAGUAUUUUAAAGUUAAAUUUUGUGGAAUAGAAGCCCCCUUUAAUCUUGGUUUAAAAGUAUUUAAACACUUCCGCCAAUAGUUUUGUCCAGUAUUAACAGGUAACACAUUUCAAAAGAUGAAAAUUCCAGUUAGAAGACAUAUGCUUACAUGUUACAGGACUUAGAGUUGUAGUAUAUUUUUACCUGACUACUGUAUGUUUGUCUAGCUAAUAGCAGGAAAAAGUGUAAAUACUUUUAACUGCCCAAUUGCUUCACUUGUAUAAAACCUACUCUCUUCCUAUGAUACUGACCUCUGUUUGUGCAUAGUUUUUCAACUCUUGUUAGGAUGUCUUUUAACUGUGUUUUGUAGGAGUUGGAACUGGCAUUUUUAUAGCUGUUAAAAUGUUAAUGUAUGAGUAUACUUAAUCACUUUUUCUAAACAAGUUUAGUUCUGUUCUUGCAAAACUCAUUGUGCCAAUUUACUGCAACAUGACUUUAUGGUAUGCUUUUGCUAUAAUAAGUAUACUAGAAAGAAAUGUGGUGUUCCUACAGAACCUAUUGAUGCACACUGGUUGGAAAACACUGUUUAGUUUACAAAAAUAAAGAAUUUAAACUGAUAAA